UUUGUUUUUGUUUUCAAAAAUUAUGUUUAUCCGGUAUGUAGGUUAAAGUUAGUAGUAGUGUCUCACUCAAGUGACAAGUAAACUUUUUUAUUGUUAAAAAUGCGGAAUUACGUUAUGAUUCCCAGCUUACUUAUUCGUUGUUGUUCUUACUCGAAUCAAAGUGGUUCAAGAAAGUUUGCAUCGAGCCUAAAUUAUAAAGCAUUUGUACCUUAUUUACACCCAAGUUUUCGUGAAGCAUCUACAAAAGCGGCUUUCUGCAACAAAGUGGACGAGCCUCUAAAAAUUGAGGAUUAUAAAGAAGAAAAGUUAAACAAAGGAGAGAUUAGAAUCAAAGUACACUAUUGUGCUUUAAACCCUCGAGAUUUGCUGUUGAUAAAGGGAGCUAUACCUGCUAAAACACCUUUUGUGCCUGGGUAUGAAGUUUCUGGCGAAGUUAUAGAGAUAGCUAAAGGAGAUGGAAAAGAGUCAACAAAAGAUGAUGACGAUGAUGAUUCUAUUGUAGUCGGUGAUAAAGUUGUUGCUCUCAGUAAAUCAUGGCUUGGUGGAUUAAGAAGCCACUGUGUUGCCCCAAUUCAGGACGUCUGGAAGUUUAAAGCAAUAGAAUCUGAAAAAGCUGCUGGUCUGAUAAUCAACUAUGGUCAUGCCCUGUUGAGUUUGUUCCGGAGAGCAAAAAUCAAGAAAGACAAGGUCCUAGUCAUCACAGCGGACACCGGUGGAAGAGGAUUAGCAGCUUUAGACAUUGCUGCUAAUGUUUACAAAGCAAAGGUUGUUGGCGUCUGUGACUCGUCUGAAAUGGCAGAUUUUAUGAGGGAAAGGGGUGCUUGGAGUGCCAUCAAGAUGGAUGCCAAAAGUCUGAAAGCAGCGGUUCGUGAUAUUGUUGGCGACAAAGGGGUCGACAUCGUCUAUGAGACUGUGGGAGGGAACUUUCUAGCAGGAGCCAUGCAGUGUGUUAAACAUGAAGGUCUAGUCAUCUUAGCAGAUAUACCUGGUCCUGAAGAUGUGAUAAAACCAGCCGAGUGGUUCAAUAUGCCGCAUACUUUCAACAUGACGGCUCUCUCACUGCACCACUACAGGGAUCGUGAUUAUCCAGUGUACAGGCAAGCGGUGAGUGAUGUCAUUGAACUUUGUGAACAGAAUCUCAUUAGUCCUGACGUUCCACACAUAUUCGAACUGAAGGAUGUCAAUGAAGCAGUCAAAAUGCUGAAGGAGCACAAAGUCUUGGGCAAGAUCCUUGUUAAACUUGGUGGUUAAAAACCUAACUCGUAUUAGACCGAUGUAAAGCGUACUUGUUUAGUCAUUCGGAACGAUGCUCGAUUGUAAUUUUGUAAUUUAUCUAGUUGUCAAAUAUGUACAACUUUUAUUUCAUGUGCAAAUCAUUUUUUAAAUCAGAAAUUGAGACCCAGUUGCCCUAUGAUUUAUAAGCUUAUAGAAUUAAACAAUUUAACAAAUUAUACAAUACAUAUACAAUGCAAAUAUCUUUAAUAGAAACUAUUGUACAUUUGUAGAUUGUUAUUAUGUGUAACCAAUCCUCUAGUUGUCUUGUAUGACUGUGAAUUUAUCAGAAAUAAAUUUUCAUUUUUAUUUGAA
Macrosteles quadrilineatus (aster leafhopper) is the source of this 1587-nucleotide messenger RNA. Its product is annotated as quinone oxidoreductase-like protein 2. The record is from RefSeq and is a predicted model, not a curated record. Lineage: Eukaryota; Metazoa; Arthropoda; Insecta; Hemiptera; Cicadellidae. Gene Ontology annotation, cellular component: mitochondrion. The transcript is spliced from 6 exons. Gene Ontology annotation, molecular function: oxidoreductase activity. The coding region runs from base 100 to 1251 and encodes 383 amino acids.